Exophiala bonariae is the source of this 2112-nucleotide messenger RNA. RefSeq lists its product as uncharacterized. Gene Ontology annotation, molecular function: DNA binding; zinc ion binding. Gene Ontology annotation, biological process: DNA-templated transcription. NCBI's taxonomy places the organism in Eukaryota, Fungi, Ascomycota, Eurotiomycetes, Chaetothyriales, Herpotrichiellaceae. The transcript is spliced from 2 exons. Bases 1 to 2112 code for a protein of 703 amino acids. The record is from RefSeq and is a predicted model, not a curated record.
AUGCACGAUGGUCGAAUUUCAGAAACCCACACCCAAAUCGAUUUCGACAUCAUUUACCCUGAUCAAGAAGAACACCACGACGCCACAGAUCCAGGCUCGAAUCCCGCUGACGAUCACGAGAGUACCAGUAUUGAUGGCAGAAGCCUGCAGCUCCAACCUCCAUUUUUGCAGUACCGGAAUGCGUCUUACGAUACCAUUAUCCAGUCCUCAGUGGGCGACAAGGAUGGUAAUCUUGGAUCUGCCAUUCCACAAGUAGUAGACUCACCCACAGAGCUUCCACGUCGAACGAGUCAAUUCAUGCAGGAUAUCAGCAGUGUCCUCAGCCCGCCUCUACCAACAAAUACAGGUCUGGUUAGCUCAAGACGUGAGCGCCAAUCGUUCGGUGCCUCGUCCAUAUCAAGUCGCCCCAUUGGCUCCAGAGAAUUUGGCUCAACCAAAAGCCCCUUGAAAUGUCUGGCGCCUGUAUUGCCCCUCCUUGUGGGCAUAAUCAGCCCGGAUGAAGCAUGCGAGCUAUUGGAGUUCUACUUCGAUGAGGCAGGUAGCUCGCUGUUCCGGGUCGCAUCGCCUUACGUGUUGACACACGUGCUGAGGAAGCAGUCGCUGUUGCACCCAACACAGCCUCGUGAGACAACCGCAGCUCUUCUUGUAACCAUGAUGUGGGUCAGCGCACAAACAGCGGAUAUUGCCGUCCUUCUCAUACCCGGAUCAAGACCUCGGAUAUGCGAUGCCUUGCGCCGGCUAUGGAUGGAAUUAUUAGAGAAAAGAGAUAGAGAUCACUGGCAUCGAGCUCCAGGUGGACAUCUCGUUUACCAGCAGGACUGUUUCAGGCGGGAAUUUCGAAGUGAAGGCUACCACAAUCGGGAGACUGGACCACCAGAUGAAGUGAUCGAUGAUGUACUCACAUUCAUCCUGUUAUGCAUCGUCAUAUCCGGCGGCGACUUCAAGACUGACUGUAUCCCAUGGUGGAAUAAAGCCCUGAGGUCGGCCCAGCGCCUAGGGCUCAAUCGACAGGACGAGAAGUGUAAUGCAUCCAGCGCCACUUGUGUCAAGAUCUCCUGCUCAGCGCACAAGCCGAGCGCGACGGAGACUCUAGCAAGCAUUGAAGCACAAGAAGAGCGCCGCAGAGUGUUUUGGCUACUGUUCUGCCUCGAUCGACAUCUGGCUCUCUCAUACAACGCCACCAUGGCGAUUUCGGACGACGAGUGCGAUGUCUUCACACCUCUACCCGAUGAGAUGUGGGAGAACCUGGAGACCAUCCCGAUGGAAUUGCUGACACGACGGUCAUACGGGCCGAGCACCUCGGUCACUGGUAUUGGAUUCUUCGAGUACUUUUUACCAUUAAUGGCGAUACUCGGCGACAUCAUCCUUCUACAUCAUCUCAAGAAUCAUCCACGAUUUGGAGCACUUGAUGACCAAGCGGCAACCUCAUCAGUCGAGAACCUCUUGGAGAACUGCUCUAGGAGUGUCAACGAUCUGGCUACUCGCUAUGGAGUCGAACGAACCGAUGAGAGCACGCCGAGUGGGGAGCUGCUCACCCCGAGUCCGAACGAUGGCCAGCCACACGAUCCCUCGAUCAAUAUGCGAAGGUCAAAAUCACGCACGCAAGCGCAAUUGGUUACAGCCUAUGCCACGUUCAUCAUCCAUGUCCUUCGAGUCCUCCUAUAUGGUAAAUGGGACGCGGUAUCGAUGCUCGAGAACGACGACGGCUGGAUAACGUCGGUGGAAUUCAUGAAGUGUGCCUUCCACGCCAUUGCAGCCUCGUCUGCCGUCUCACAGAUUCUCCGCCGCGAUCCAGAACUCACCUUCAUGCCGUACCUCUUCGGCAUCUAUCUGUUACACGGAAGCUUUAUACUCCUGCUUUUCGCCGAUCGCAUGCCGCAGCUUGGCCCCAAUGAGUCCGUCGAGAAGGCCUGCGAGACCAUCAUUCGUGCUCACGAGGUGUGUGUGGUAACUCUCUCAACGGAAUUUCAGAAACGUUUUCGCAAGGUGCUCCGCUCCACAUUGUACAGCGUCCGAAGCACCAGUCCAACAAGUGAAGAGGAGAUCAUUGCACGGCGCAGAGCCUUGUCUCUCUAUCGAUGGACAAAAGGUGCUCGGGGCUUAGCCUUGUGA